Messenger RNA from Salmo salar (Atlantic salmon), 2604 nucleotides. Lineage: Eukaryota; Metazoa; Chordata; Actinopteri; Salmoniformes; Salmonidae. The record is from RefSeq and is a predicted model, not a curated record.
AACCCUGUCCCCCUUUCUCUCUCCCUACAGACCACAGUAUGGACCUGAUAGUGAUGGAUGUGGCUGUGAAUGCUGUGGCGGGGGCUCUGAAGGCCUUUUUUUCUGACCUACCUGACCCUCUCAUCCCCUACACCCUGCACCCAGAGCUGCUUGAGGCAGCCAAAAUUGUGGACCACAUAGAAAGACUCCAAGUGCUGAAAGAAAUAGUGAGGAAGUUCCCUGCAGUGAACUACGAGGUGUUUAAAUACGUCAUCACUCACCUGAACAGGGUGAGCCAGCAGAGUAAGACCACCCUGAUGACGGCCGACAAUCUAUCCAUCUGCUUCUGGCCCACGCUGAUGCGUCCCGACUUUGAGAACAAGGACACACUCUCCACCACCAAGCUCAACCAGUCUGUCAUCGAGUCCUUCAUCCAACAGAACCACUACUUCUUCUACGGCGGAGACAUCCAGGAGAGCUCCAGCACCGAGAGCACCCCACCACCCCACCACUGUCACAGCAUGGUGGAGGCCCUGAGGCCCCUGCAGCUGCCCCCUCCUCUUCAGCCCCAGCAGAUCCAACACAGUAUGUCCCUGCAGCCUGAACCACUCAUAUAGACCCCCCACCCACCCACCCAUCCCCCCCAAGCCCCAGGAUUGGGGUAGGGGUAAGGCUGGGCUGGUGGGGGGACAUAGGGUGAUGUGAUGUGUCCUCUUUUCCCCUCCCUUUGGAGUCCCUCUGACUGCAAAACAAAACAACAACAUUACUAAAUGAUCAACUUUGUUCUCUGCUCCCCUUUCUGGGCGACUGACUGGAUUCAGGGGUGACUGACUCAUCGAGCUAUCCCCCAGGAACAAAAGACAACAUCAAAACAAAUGUAUUUUUUGUCAUUCAGUGCUGUACAGUAAUACACAGUAAUAAGGAUGCUGUAUGCCUCCAGCAGAUGGACAAAAACAUGCGAUGCAAAAAUGAUUUGCUAAAUUCUACAACACCUUCCAAAAUAUAAGUAAAAUAUAUUUAUACUAGUUGUGUUUUGUUUUUUAAACCCUUUAUUCAUUCAAGUGAACUUGACGUUAGAUGGUGCACCAUCUGUUAUGAUACUUCUACCAGCGUAGACAUUCUUCUGCUUGUUUAUUUUUGUAUGAUUUGGCAAUGAUGAUGAUGGAUUCUUGUAUUUUUACCAGUAUGAUUUACAUUUUUAUCUGAACGGUUUGAGGGACAGAAAGACAGUGAACGUUGGCAGGCUUUGUCUCUCUACCUGCUCCCAACGCCUCGCACUGUUUGGGAGGGAGGGGACUCUAUGUGAAAGACUGAUGCUGUACUGCACCAGACCGGGACAUAAGACAGACAGACAGACUGGCCUCCUAUCUCCUAUUGGAGCAGAACUCAUGCAAUUCCUGAAGCUUAUGAAGGAAGCAUCCCACUACUAGAACCCUACUGGCACAUCUCUGUGUUAACUCUCAAAUGAACGCAUUGCAAAGCAGUCUCGGUCUCUCUUGUUUUGUUCUGUUCUACUUUUUUUGUGUAAUUGAUGAAAUGUCUUGGCGGUGGUGAUACUCACCAAUAAGAGACCUUUGUGUUGUUCUUCUGUUUGUUCAACUAAAUUUGCAUGUAUUUUUUUGCCUCCAAAAAAAUGAACAAUAAAAAAAAAGACUGAAUUUACAACUCAAUAUUAACCGCUUUCAUUCAGAUGAUAUUUUUUUUAUCUAACUUGAUUGAGGGAACAUUGAAACAGGGCUGAAAUUCUAUCUAUUGUUCAUUCAUUCUUUUUGCCAUGAAAGUUAACUCUUAAUAUCAUAUUUUGGUUAUCUGUCUAAUUGUUUCCCUUAAAUAGAGGGGGGAAAAUUAUAUAUAAGUAUAUAUAUAUAUAUAAGUAUAUAUAUAUAUAUAAGUAUAUAUAUAUAUAUCAGCAGAUAAGAUUGCUGAUAUAGCAAAAUACCAUGGGGUACUGAAAUUCUGUAUAAUCUUGUAAAACCUACUAUAAUCAGAUUUAUUUGUGGUUUGAUGUACAAAAAAUGUUUGGGUUAGAUUAAUUGACUGUGGACUUAAUGCCAUUUAUCUUAUGAAUAAAGAACCAUUGCUCCUUUGUAAAUGGUACAGAAUUUUGUUUUGCUAUAAGUAAAAGAUGCUGCUUAGAAUGUUCUGGAAAGGAAAAGUGUAAGUAGAGGGAGAGAGGAGCGUGGUGGGAUGAAGGGGGAAACAGAUUGACAGAUCGAAGACAUUAUUAAGACUCAAGACUAUGCCUGUGACUUAAAUGGCACCCUAUUCCCUACGUAGUUCACUACAUUUCACCAAAGCCCUAUGGAUCCUGGUCAAAAGAAGUGCACUAUAUAGGGAAUAGGAUGCCAUUUCAGACAACCUAUUAUUGUUAUUCUUCUCUAUAGAGACACUCCAGAUAAUGUGGUGGAAGGGGAGAAAGGAGUGUGCAGCUGCUAGAUAGAAUAUACCUUUUGUGUUGUUUCAAUAAAACGCAACCGUAUUUUAUUCAUAAGAUCUGCCUCAUUCAAGCCGGUGUACAAACUCUUAAGAUUUUAACAUCUGCUAUGUAUUAUAGUAAAUAAAUGAUUUUGAGAAGAAAAAAAAUUGAGUUUGGUUUACUUUCAUAAUAAAGUUUUUUUAACAUUU